Messenger RNA from Ostertagia ostertagi, 756 nucleotides. NCBI's taxonomy places the organism in Eukaryota, Metazoa, Nematoda, Chromadorea, Rhabditida, Trichostrongylidae. The record is from the annotation of a GenBank genome assembly.
AUGGAUUAUGGUCGGUACAGACUAAAAAAGGGUGAAGUUUGCACUGCUCAGGGAGAGGAAAUAUUAAAACCAGGAGAAACUUUUCAGAAAUGGUGGCCAGGUCAGGAAUCCGAUCAAGCCCAAGGAACUCGAUAUGGACGACAUUGGCCACCUCCCUUUGUGUUAAGUCAACUGUCUGUUGAUUGCUAUGCGCUUGAGUUUCGGAAGGUCGUAAAGGAUCUAAGCCUUUUGAACACCGGUGAACAUAACGUGAAGAUUGUAUCGCGACAACGAGCAUUUUUUCGGUCCGGUGAGCCAGUGAAAUUGGAACAUCGGAAAGAGCAGUUACGCACUUUACGGAAUUUUAUCACGGAAAACAGAGACGCGUUGUGUGAUGCUGUCCAUCAGGAUCUCAAAAGGUUCCCACAGACCACGUACAUCGUUGAAAUUGCCAAUGCUAUCCAAGAAAUCGACUACAUGCUUGCAAAUCUCUCAGAAUGGACCAAACCGACGAUGGCACAGAAGACAGUUGCAACAGCAUUGGAUCAGCCGAUGAUUGUAAAGGAACCGCUCGGCGUUGUACUGAUCGUUUCAACGUGGAACUAUCCCGUGUCGAUGAUUCUGCUGCCACUUAUCCCUGCGAUAGCUGCCGGUAACACGGUGAUCAUCAAGCCUUCAGAAGUCUCGUGCAAUACUGCUGCCAUAUUCGAGAAGCUUAUUCCAAAGUAUUUCGAACCGGUUAGUAUAUGUUUGUUCCCUACUACUUGCAUUCACUGA